UUUGCCUCCAAAGACAGUCUCGUAAUACAUCUGAAGACUCACAAGACUUCUGACUCUGAGUUGUCUGUCGUUACAAGUGUUGAGACAUUCUCGUGUCAGCUCAUAGGCUGUGGGAAGAGGUUUACUUCCGACGAAAGUCUCAAAAUACAUCUCAAGACACAUAUAUUCAUAGGCUGUGGGAAGAGGUUUACUUCCGACGAAAGUCUCAAAAUACAUCUCAAGACACAUAUAAGAUAUAACACGGACUCAGAAAUUAUUAAAAUUUUUAUGAAUGAAGAUAUUAUUAUGUCCUCCGAUGAGAACAUACGCGAUGGCACUGAAAGUGAGACAAAAACCAAAGCAAAUGUUGAAUUGAAAACUACUGGAAGUACUAAACAAGUGGUGAAAAGCGAUGAUAAGAUUACCACCAAAUGUGUGAAUAAACUAUUUUUCUGUAAACUGUUCGGCUGUGGAAAGCUAUUCAAAACCAAAGACACGUUUGAUCUUCACUUGAAAACCCAUUCCUCGGAAGCCAUCAAUGGCUCAAAUAACUCAAGUGUUGACACGAGUUGUCAAAUCCCUUUACCACUGACUGAGGCAUCAAAUAGUGGUACAAAAUCUCUUAAUCCUGAAGUGACUCCAAAUAAAACAACUCUUUCAUCGACUUCACCACCAGUUGUGUCACGAAAGGGAAGUAAUAAACGGAAACGACUUCUGGUAGCCAUUGAACCCCAGAAACCAUUCAAAUAUGAUGUCAACGACAGUGCGGAACAGUUUACAUAUGAUGUAGAGAUGGAUAACCCAUUAGGAACUCAUAACUCGACAAAUAUUCACUGUUUGGACACUAACUGCGAGUUUGUCACCGAAAGUGAGACUCAAUUGACUGAACACAUGGCGGACAAGCACUCCAUCACUAUAUUGGAGUGUAAUUACGAGUCAUGCGGUCGUCUCUUACCAUCUGAAGAGUUAUUCACAGAACACGUGAAACUGUUCCACAAGAAGACGAAUGUCACCAAAAGGGACGCAAAGAGUACUACAAAACGAGACACAAACAGAGCCACUGACACGUCCGAAGAUAAGAGUGAAACAAGUGAUGAGACAAUUAAUGACACCAUUGAAGACUUUAUCACGAAAAGCAGU
Molecule: messenger RNA, 1119 nt
Organism: Oppiella nova
Lineage: Eukaryota; Metazoa; Arthropoda; Arachnida; Sarcoptiformes; Oppiidae
Source: the annotation of a GenBank genome assembly